Colletotrichum siamense is the source of this 2838-nucleotide messenger RNA. RefSeq names its product Chitin deacetylase 1 (gene cda1-0). NCBI's taxonomy places the organism in Eukaryota, Fungi, Ascomycota, Sordariomycetes, Glomerellales, Glomerellaceae. The coding region runs from base 1 to 2838 and encodes 945 amino acids. Gene Ontology annotation, biological process: DNA-templated transcription; carbohydrate metabolic process. Gene Ontology annotation, molecular function: zinc ion binding; DNA binding; hydrolase activity, acting on carbon-nitrogen (but not peptide) bonds. The transcript is spliced from 5 exons. The record is from RefSeq and is a predicted model, not a curated record.
AUGGUGCAUAUCGAGGAGAGUCUCCAGAUACCUCGCGACUUUGAGGGCUUCGGCGAGGAGGGGUUUGAUCCGAAAUGGCCCAAUGGUGCUCGCAUUGCCGUGUCUUUUGUCCUCAAUUAUGAAGAGGGAGGAGAGCGAAGCAUCUUGGAUGGCGAUCCUUUUUCGGAGCCAUAUCUAUGGGAAAAGGGUGCGUCCGGCGGUUACAAAGAAGGUGCACGAUACCUCAACGCCGAGCAAGACUUCGAGUAUGGCAGCCGUUCUGCGUCCUGGCGUCUUAUCCGACUAUUCAAGGAGUUCGGAUGGAGCUUCACCACGUAUGCCGUCGCUUACGCCCUCAAACGAAACCCGACCUUCGCGAAAGCUCUGGUCCGCGACGGCCACGAGAUUGCCUGCCAUGGUUUAAGGUGGCUCGACAUCUGGAACUACUCGUUGGAAGAAGACAAGGAAUACAUCAAACAGAACAUUUUGAUGUUGAAAGAGGUUUCGGGCGAAAUGCCGGUGGGUGCUUACUUCGGCCGCGGAACCCCAAACACUCCUUCCUUGUUCCCAGAGGUUUGGAAGAGCCUCGGUGGAGAGUUUCUCUGGUCCUCGGAGUGCUACAACGACGAUGUACCUUACUGGCUCGACUUGCCGUGGGAGAAGGACUUGCCAGAAGCUGACAGGGAGGGCAUGCUUCUGAUCCCUUACAACUAUGACUGCAAUGAUGGCAAGUUUCACAUGUCACCUGGGUUUGGCAGCUCAGUCGCUGAGACAUAUGAGCAAUAUCUCAAAAACACCUUCGAUUGUUUGUACAGAGAGGGCGGGAAGUUGAUGAACAUUCCGUUGCAUACGCGCAUCAUCGGCAAGCCAGGGAGAUCUGAGGCCCUGAGAAAGUUCAUGACGUACAUCUCAGAGAAAGAGGGGGUUUGGGUCACGACUCGAAGGGAUAUUGCUAAGCAUAUGAGGGCUGCAUUCCCGUACAAACCCAAUGGCGAGUGGAUGAAGGGUGUAUACACCCGGGCAUUAGAAGAAAGGGUAGCCUACCUGGAGAACAAGCUGGCUCAAAUUCCCACGCCAGAAACCAACUCGACCCCAAGAGAAACCGCCAGUAUUCACUCCAGUCACUCAAACAGGGACAAAAAUGCUCUAAGCGACGUGGUUGCACACGUGUCGCUAGGGAAUUUCGAGGCUCCUGCCUAUGUUGGACCUUCGGCCGGGUUAUCGCUGGCCCUCAAUCUCGGUGAGAUGGUGCAAGCUACAGUCUGGAACAAGAUGUUGCCAGACAUCCAUGACGGUGCAAGUGCCAAUCGGUCAACGGGCUGCCUCAAUCCAGGCCCUAGAUGUCUUACAGUAGAGGAUCUCUUGGCUCACGGUGUCAAAGAGCCCCCGAGUGAUGAGCAGGGUUCAAAGAUGUUGAGGGCAUACAUGUCCCAACUGCACUCCAAGUAUCCUUUUCUCGAGCCUGAGGAAUUGUGGAAGCUGCAUGGCGAAAGAGUCGCGUUGGCGGGAACUCCACCGCAAAGUUUAAGCAAAGCUGAAAGAUUUGGUGUCUUUAAGCUGUACCUAGUGUAUGCUAUGGGUGCAACAUUGGUACAGUUAACACAGCGUGGCCCGGGCUUUUCCCCGGAGGCUCUCUACAUCACUGCACUGCAGCACAUAUCUGCGGCAAGGGAAUCGCGGACGGUGCAGAACAUUGAGGCGAUGACGUUGUUAGUCAUGUUCCAUCUUCGAUCAACCUCUAGUCAUGGACUGUGGUACAUGAUUGGUCUGGCGAUGAGGACAUCCAUUGACCUUGGGCUUCACCGCGCAGCUCACGAAAACAAUCUCUCUGAUUCUGUGGUUCAGCGCAGGAGAAGAUUAUUCUGGUCUGUCUACUUACUAGAGCGGACGAUCGCCAUUUCACUCGGUCGACCCUUGAGUAUCGCGGACAACCAGAUUGAUGUAGAAUUCCCUGAUACUUAUAUCAACAGCAGCUCAUCUGCAUCGGGGACUGUUGGAAACGACAUAACGCUAGCAGUUGUGCUGUUCAAGCUCCGCCGAAUCGAGUCGAAGAUUCAUCACUCCAUUUACCGAACAGACAAAGCCUUAGAUACCCUCCGACCAAAACUCGAUCGUCUCUACCAACGGCUUCAAAAUUGGCGGGUGUCGCUCAAUGAGUGGAUGGCACCGAAUCAUCCCGAGCUCAACUACGCUCUGUUGCUGUACAAUCGCGCUCUCAGGCUUCUAAUCCAACCUUUCUUGCCUCUUCUUCCCCCCUCUGACCAGUUCUACGGACUGUGCAUGAGAGCUGCUGGGGAUAUCUGCCAGGCUCACAAAAGGCUCCAUCAAACUCUUGACUACGGUCACAGCUUCAUUGCCGUUCAGACCGUGUUCGUCGCCGGGGUCACUCUUCUUUAUGGACUGUGGACACAGGGGAAUGAGCUUUGGUCAGUAGCACUUGCGAAUGACAUCCGUGCUUGCUCUUUAGUGUUAUUCGUCAUGGGCGAGAGAGCACCUUGGGUUCGCAAAUACAGAGACGCUUUUGAGGUUCUUGUGAACGCAGCCAUGGAGAAACUUCAGGAUGGUGAAUCGGGCUUGGCGGAAAUGGCCUCAGCUCAGAUGCGUGCAGGAAGACAACAGGACACGACGAUAGACGGGCAGAGCGAGGAAGCUGCCGGCGAGAGGGAAGUGGGACAAAUGACUGAUGAAAGCUUCGACCAGUUUCUGGGUAGCGUUGGAGAUUCUGGAAUUGCUGGUGGGGGUUUCGAAGGUGCUUGGCCCAUGGUCGCUGAGUUGGCGAACUGGAUCGAUCAGGAUAGCGGAAGCCCUGUCUGGAUGCCCAAUUUUGAAUUGUUGCAGAGCCUUUCGGGCAAUGACUAG